Diospyros lotus (date-plum) is the source of this 840-nucleotide messenger RNA. RefSeq lists its product as uncharacterized. Bases 1 to 840 code for a protein of 279 amino acids. The transcript has 2 exons. Lineage: Eukaryota; Viridiplantae; Streptophyta; Magnoliopsida; Ericales; Ebenaceae. The record is from RefSeq and is a predicted model, not a curated record.
AUGGAACUUGAAUUGGGGCUCAAGAUCAUCAGAACCAGCGAUGAUUUCUCCUCAGCCGACCUGCGGAUCGCCAAAGACCGGUCCGGCCCUCUGUUUGUUUCCCGAGAAUCCGAUGCCAUGUUCAUCCUCACUGCCUAUCUCAAAGGCUACAGAAGAGAAUGGAUAAAGAUUGAGAUAAAUGAGGAUGGGAGUAGGAUUGUAAUAAGCGGCGAAAAGCCGGUGCAGGAGAUGGUGAUGGUGGGCUGGAUGAUGUACAAGAAAGAGAUGGAGAUGAGGGGAUUUAAGAAGGGUUUCAAGAUCCCUGAUGGGGUGAUUUUGGAUGAUAUCAAGGCGAGGUUCGAUGAGGAGGAGUCGACACUGACAGUUUCAAUGCCUAAGCUUGUUAAAGGAAUACGCGGUGAGGGGGUUGAGGAAGAAGUGAUCGAAAACGAGGCUGCUGAGAAUAAUGUGGAAGAAGUUGCAGGGGAAAAGGUUCAUGAUUCGAAGGACGAGGAGGUAGAGGAAGAAAGUGAAGCAGAGCUGGAAGAGAGAGAAUGUGGUCAAGAGAAGGAAAUGCCAAGCUCUCCACCAUUAGUUGAAAAGGCUCAAGUUGUUGAAGAUCACGAUAUUGCUGAUCAAAUUGAUGCUUCAAGGCAUGAGCAAGAACGGCAACAGCUUCAGGGGAAAGAUGAAACUCAGAAAGAGAGGAGAAAUGGUGAUCAGGCGAGCCAGCCACGGGAGAGAAUCUCCAAGAAGUUCCGUGUCCCGAUCGUCGCAGGAUCGGCGAUUCUAGUUUCUGUCAUAGUGUUUGUGAUCCACUUGAUCAGAACUAAGAACCCACCUAGCAAAAGGAGGAAUUAG